AGUGGGAAACAUAAGUCACUGAACCAGCUCCUUCCCCUUCCUCUUCUGGGGGAUAAAAUACAGCAAGGACAGAUCUUCAGAAGCUUUUACCUGGGAAGCCUUCUUGGGAAGAUGCAGCUGCUCCUGCUCAUGUUGAUCUUUCUGACCCUCAGGACAAGGGCAGCGGAGAUCAUCGGGGGACAUGAAGCCAAACCCCACUCCCGCCCCUACAUGGCCUACCUUUGGAUCGGGGAUGAUGCUAUAUGUGGUGGCUUCCUGAUAAAUGAGAAGUUUGUACUGACAGCGGCUCACUGUUCAGGGAGCUCAAUAAAUGUCACCCUGGGUGCCCAUGACAUCAAGAAACAGGAGAAGACCCAGCAGAUCAUCCGUGUAAAAAAAGCCCUCCCUCAUGAAAAUUAUAGUACUGAACUGUACACCAAUGACAUCAUGCUGCUGCAGCUGGAGGAAAAGGCCAACCUGACUAAAGAGGUGCAAUUUCUCAGGUUGCCAAAAGGCAAGUCCCAGGUAAAGCCAGGUGCUAUGUGCCAUGUGGCUGGAUGGGGACGGUUGGCCCCAGGGCGUAAAAGAGCAACCACACUGCAGGAGGUGGAGAUGACGGUGCAAAAGGAUGAGAAGUGUGAGACCCGCUAUUCCAGAUAUGACAGAGCUACUCAGAUCUGUGCUGGGGACCCAAAGAUUAGAAAAGCCUCCUUUAAGGGUGACUCUGGAGGCCCCUUCGUGUGUAAUAAUGUGGCCCAAGGCAUUGUCUCCUAUGGAAAAAAGGAUGGCACAACUCCAUGCAUCUACACUAAAGUCUCACAUUUUCUAAGAUGGAUAAAGAAAACCAUGAAACACCACUGACUGAAGAAAGCAAACUGAGCACUUUUGUGAGCAACCAUCUUUCCUGG
Molecule: messenger RNA, 887 nt
Organism: Octodon degus (degu)
Lineage: Eukaryota; Metazoa; Chordata; Mammalia; Rodentia; Octodontidae
Product: granzyme B(G,H)-like
Exons: 5
Coding region: 112-840 (242 amino acids)
Biological process (GO): proteolysis
Cellular component (GO): cytoplasm; intracellular membrane-bounded organelle
Molecular function (GO): serine-type endopeptidase activity
Source: RefSeq, a predicted model, not a curated record